This is a messenger RNA of Chrysochloris asiatica (Cape golden mole), 1545 nucleotides long. RefSeq names its product tripartite motif containing 5 (gene TRIM5). The transcript is spliced from 8 exons. The record is from RefSeq and is a predicted model, not a curated record. The coding region runs from base 1 to 1545 and encodes 514 amino acids. Gene Ontology annotation, molecular function: zinc ion binding; protein binding. NCBI's taxonomy places the organism in Eukaryota, Metazoa, Chordata, Mammalia, Afrosoricida, Chrysochloridae.
AUGGCAUCUGAGAUCCUAGUGAACCUACAUGAAGACCUGACCUGUCCCCUCUGCCUAGAGCUGAUGAGAGAUCCUCUGAGCCUAGAUUGUGGCCACAGCUUCUGUCAAGCGUGUAUCAUUAUGAACAACAAGGCAUCCAUGACCAGUUCAGAAGGAGAGAACAGUUGUCCUGUGUGCCGGAGCAUAUAUCGUUCUGACAACCUACGACCUAAUUGGCAUCUGGCCAAGGUAGUGGAGAGACUCAAGAAGGUCAAGGUGGAGGAGGGACAGAAGACAGAUGUCUGUGAGCGCCAUGGAGAGAAACUCCUGCUCUUUUGUCAGAAGGAUGAAAUGGUCAUUUGCUGGCUUUGUGAGCGCUCUCAGGAACACAAAGGACACCAAACAUUCCUCGUUGAAGAGGUUGUCCAGCAUUACCAGGCAAAUGUCAAGGCGGCUCUUGAAAGACUGAGGAUGCAGCAAAAGGAAGCUGAGAAGUUUGGAGAUGACAUUAGAGAAGAGAGAGCUUUCUGGAAGAAUCAGAUGCAGACUGAGAGAGAAAGUAUCCACCAAAAAUUUGAUCAGGUGAGACGCAUCCUGGACCAUGAGGAGGAAGAGGAGCUACAAAAGCUGCAGAAAGAGGAGGAGGAUGUCAUGUGUCAUCUGACAGAGGAUGAUAAUGAACUGGCCCAGAAGAGCCAGUUGAUAGAAGAACUCAUCGCAGAUCUGGAACAUCGAUUGCAGGUAUCAUCAGUAGAGAUGUUGCAGGAUGUGAAUGGCAUUAUAAAAAGGUGUGAGAAACUUACUGUGAAGAGGUCAAAAACCUUUCUCAAUAAACAGAGGAAAGGAUCCCAAGCUGUAGAUCUGAGGGGAAUGCUGCAAGUAUUUAAAGAACUUAGAGAGCUGGCGGAUGCACAACGCUACUGGGUAGACAUGACCCUGAUACCAAUGAACUCUUCUUUGGAUAUUGUCAUUUCUGAGGAUAGGAAACAAGCAAGAGUUGAGAAAAAGCCAACACGUGCACAUCAUGUUAGAAACUCUGUGUUUGGUUUUGGCAUGGGCAGUGAAUUUUCAAAUUAUCAACAUAAAGGUAUUAACAGUGGUUAUAAUCCUAUCAGAGGCUCCCUGUGUAUCAACUCAGGGAAACAUUAUUGGGAGGUGAAUGUAUCUGGAAAAACUGCCUGGAUCCUAGGAGUAUGCUGUGUCAGAAGACCUGACCUCAAUAUGGGGUUAAAUUUUAACCAAAUUGAACUUCAAAAUGUUUAUUCCAAUUAUCAACCUCAGUAUGGCUACUGGGUUAUCGGGUUACAGAAUCAGUCUCAGUGUACUGCUUUUGAAAAUGAUUCUUCCUUUAAUGGCGUGAAUUUGGUCCUUUUCCAAACCAUUCCUCCCUGUCAUGUUGGGGUUUUUAUAGACUAUGAGGCUCGUACAGUUUCGUUUUUCAAUGUCACAAACCAUGGGUCCCUCAUGUACAAAUUCUCUAAUUGUUGCUUUUCUACGACUGUUUGUCCUUAUUUCAAUCUAAAGGAAUGUGCAAAUCCCAUGUCUCUGUGCUCACCAGGCUCCUGA